CACACACACACACACACACACACAGGUUAGAGCCGAGUGUCGAUGCUGAAGAGGACAUUCGGACACAAUUAUAAUGAGCACAGCGUUCCAGCAGCAGGGGGUGCACAGCCCGCUGGAGCAGAAGCCAAGCCACCCCAUCCUGUGCCACCAGUGUGGGAAGGCCUGCAAGGGAGAGGUUCUGCGGGUCCAAAACAAGCACUUCCACAUCAAGUGCUUCGUCUGCAAAGUGUGUGGCUGCGACCUGGCCCAGGGAGGCUUCUUUGUGCGCCAGGGCGAGUACAUCUGCACUGUGGACUACCAGAGGCUCUAUGGCACCCGGUGCUUCAGCUGCGACCAGUUCAUUGAGGGCGAGGUGGUGUCUGCGCUGGGGAAGACCUACCACCCGCGCUGCUUCGUCUGCGCUGUCUGCAAACAGCCGUUCCCUGCCGGUGACCGUGUGACCUUCAAUGGCAAAGAGUGUAUCUGUCAGAAAUGUACGCAGCCCCUGCCUGACAACAGCCCGGCGCCCAUCCAGGCCGUGCGCAAUUGCUGUGGUUGUGGGAAGGAGUUUAAGAACGAGCAAUCCCUGGUGGCCCUGGACAAGCACUGGCACCUUGGCUGCUUCAAAUGCCGCAUCUGUAACAAAGUGCUCAACGCAGAGUACAUCAGCAAGGAUGGAGUGCCAUACUGUGAGGUGGAUUACCACGCAAUGUACGGGAUCCAGUGUGAAAACUGCAAGAAGUACAUCACUGGGAGGGUGCUGGAGGCUGGUGACAAACACUACCACCCUACAUGCGCACGCUGUGCCAGAUGUGACCAGAUGUUUGGAGAGGGCGAGGAGAUGUAUCUCCAAGGAUCCUCCAUCUGGCAUCCGCCGUGCAGGCAGGCUGCGAGGAUGGAGGAAAAGAACAAGGUGACGAGGACCUCCUCUGAGAGCAUCACCUCUGCACCCGCAUCCAGUGCAUCGGGCUCCCCCAACAGGGUCAUCUAUGCAAAGCUGGGUGACGAACUCCUGGACUACAAGGACCUGGCUGCCCUGCCGAAGGUCAAAGCCAUUUACAACAUUGACCGGCCGGACAUGCUGACCUACUCACCGUACAUCAGCUACUCGGCUGACGAGCGACACCACGGAGAGUCACUGCAGUUGCUUUCUCCCACUCCAACCGAGGGCGAUGGGGAAAAGUCCCCCCGGCAGAGGAGGCCCUCGAGCCCAAGCUCCAACAGCUCUCUUGGGGGCUAUGGGCGUUACACUCCAUCCCGCUCACCGCAGAACUACAGCAGACCAGAGCCCUGGAUGGGAGGUGGCUUUGCAGCCCUGCCGGAGAACUCUCGCUCCCUCCCACUGUACGCGUCGGGCCACUCUGGGGGCUCUGGCCGCUACCCCCCCGAGGUGGUGCCCCAGAACCCUGGCACGCUGUUGGUGCUACAACAGCACAACUACAUACCCUACUUCAAAGGGUACAAGCAGGACCCUAUCCUCGAAAAUAGACCUAGGACCUCCCUGCAUCUCACUUUGUCCACCUACGGUAGUGAAAGUGGGCGGAGCACCCCCAGCCUAUCUGCCUAUUCAGACAGCAAGUCUCCUUCGUCCACAUACGUGCAGGCACCCAGGCAUUUCCACGUACCAGACACUUUGGGCAAAGACAAUAUCUAUAGGAAGCCCCCUAUCUACAGGCAGCAUGCUUCGAGGACCUCCUGGCAAGAAGGGGAUGAUUUGGACAGAAAGAUGAAAACAAGCUGGAUGAUCUUGAAGGGCGACAUUGAUGGACAGUCGAGUCCGGAGUAUAUGGAUCCCAGGACAUCGACACGGAGCCUGCCUACUGACACCUCCCAAACUAAUUUCCCCUACAAUAAGUCCGCCUCCUUGCCAGGUUAUGGGAGAAAUGGAAUCUACAAGGCAUCAGAUCUUGCCGAGGAUGACCCAGACCAAGACUCGAGCUGGGGGACGAGAGAGUACAAGAUCUACCCCUAUGACAUGUUGGCAGUGACUCACCGAGCCCGAGUCAAGCUCCCCAAGGAUGUGGACCGAACCCGACUGGAGCGACACCUGUCCCCUGAAGACUUCCAGCAGGUCUUCGGAAUGACCAUUGAACACUUUGAUCGCCUUGCUCUGUGGAAGAGGAACGAGCUCAAGAAGAAGGCGAGACUUUUUUAAACAAGGCAAAAGCAAACAGAAAAAAACACAACAAAAAUGUUCAUCAUCAGUUCUGUGGGGGGAGGGGGGGACAAAACAGACAAAUAUACGUGUACCACUGUGCUACUCUACACCUCCAGCAGCCUGUUUAGGGAAGAAGCGCCGUGAGGGCCGCUUGAGGGCCUCUGAUGUUGUGGCGAAGGUGCCGCUACGUGGAAGCAGCGCCGUCUCCCUCCACGUCCCGGCAGAGUUGCAGAAACGCUUCUGGGCCGCUGGGGGUGGAGUCGUGUUUGCAUGGCCAGCUGUGCUGCUUGUCGCUCCCUGCUUUCCCGCUGCUCCCGCUUCCAAGGCAGUGGCGCGAUGUGGCGGCCUCCCUCGGUUCUACACGCCACACUCGCACACUCUCCGUUCAUCUCAGUAACAAGACUUUGAGCUUCGUGCCGCCGCAGACCAUGUCCACCAUAGGGCAGCAUGCUGAUGCCAAAGACGUGUCAGGAAUUUCAGUUGUUCUGGGUUUUUUUUUUUAAUGUAAGAGAUUGUCAAAGCACCUUACUACGUCACCGAGUCUCGACUUCACUUGUUUUCUGUGUGUCACUUGUCACGAAUGGGUCCUUCUUGGUGUCCUGGAGGCGCCGGAAACAGUGAAGCGAAAAGAAAAAUGGGCAGGAGCAGUAGGAUUAUGGGAAGCACAGGAGUGCACUGACUUUGCUCUCACAGCUGCAUUGGAGAAGGAAAACAUGUCAACACACUGAAAUGCAAUAGUCAGAGAAAUUCUCUCUGGGGCGCCGACUGCAAAUCAUUCGGCAUUUCCCAACAUUAUUUUUAUACUCUUUGACUCCAGAAACGAUUACAGUGAUAAAUAUUGGUUUAACAUGACAAGAUCAUCUAGACUUCUUAAAGCAAAUACUGAAUGUGUCCAUAUUUUUACUCAUAAAGCACAACGUUGCACUCUCAUAGAUCGUUUUAUUUAAAUCUACAUUAUUGUAUUUAAAGGUGGGGUUCUGUCUGGUAGAGGAUCACCUGUAUGUACAUGUUCACAUGCAUCUCCCACCCAGAUAAUUGAUAUUUUCAACUACGCUGGAUAAUGUUUUAGUGUCUGUAAUGACAUCCAUGCUUUAACAUAGAGGGAAUUUAGUCUUUCUGAGGACUGUUAUAAAAGCUCUUCAUUCGGUGUUAUUCUCCAGCUACUAUUUAUUGAAAGAAUGUGGAGUUAAUGGCAAAGCAAGAUUUUGUUUUUCCUCUGUAAUUUGCAUCUUUAGAUAUUUAGUUUGUUUUAAAAAGAACAGCAGG
Scleropages formosus (Asian bonytongue) is the source of this 3403-nucleotide messenger RNA. It is a transcript of the gene ablim2, whose product is annotated as actin binding LIM protein family, member 2. Gene Ontology annotation, cellular component: actin cytoskeleton. Gene Ontology annotation, biological process: cytoskeleton organization; lamellipodium assembly. The transcript has 23 exons. The coding region runs from base 74 to 2134 and encodes 686 amino acids. Lineage: Eukaryota; Metazoa; Chordata; Actinopteri; Osteoglossiformes; Osteoglossidae. Gene Ontology annotation, molecular function: actin filament binding. The record is from RefSeq and is a predicted model, not a curated record.